Molecule: messenger RNA, 2073 nt
Organism: Labrus bergylta (ballan wrasse)
Lineage: Eukaryota; Metazoa; Chordata; Actinopteri; Labriformes; Labridae
Source: RefSeq, a predicted model, not a curated record
AUGGAUGCAGAAUGCAUACACAUCCUGGAGAAGAGCAUGGAGGACAAACAUGAAGACAUGGACAGCAUCCCCUCAAAAUAUGAACCAGAGGAAAGCUCCAAAAGUCUGCUGAAUGAUUCCAGUGGUGAGGACACCAGAGAUGCCUCCAAUGAUGUGAACAGUCCGGACACAAGUUUGCAACCAGCUGAAAGGGAGCAAGAGGAAAAGCAGCAGGCUUCAUCUGAUGUGUUGUCAGGUGUCGGCGCCCUAGAAGUGAACAUCCCAGAGGAGCUCUAUGAGAAUGCUAGGGGUGACAUCAUGCCCUGCAGGUUCUCCACCUUCCUCGAGUACAGUGAGGGCUGGCUGUUUGACAUGCCAGUUCCAGUGGCACCCUCUACGCCCAUCUGUAAGAUCCAGGGAAAAACAGAGUACGGCCAGAACAUCAACUUGACGUGUGUGUCCGAGGAAGGCUCCCCGCCACCCACCUACAAGUGGGAAAGUCGAGAUGUCAACAACAUCCCUCGCAUUGCCAGCCUAAGAUCCACUGACAAGGGAGGCAUCCUGUCUCUGUAUAAUAUCUCUGAAGACUCAUCAGGAUACUACAUCUGCACCUCCACAAACAAGAUCUGCUUCGUUUCCUGCAACGUCACCCUCACAGUCAUGCCACCUUCCAUGAACAUCGGCUCCACUGCAGGAAUCAUCGGUGGCGUUGUGGCUGCGCUAAUGGCACUCAUCAUCAUCAUCUAUUGCUGCUGCUGUCGGAAGAAGGAGGAGGAGGAAUACGCCAUGGGGUAAAUAUUUUGGACCUGGUAGACACACGAAAACACACUCACCCUGUCUGAUGCAAAACAUGUUUGAGGGCUGUUGAAUUGAGUGAAUGGAGAGAGAAGGAAAGCCUUUAUGAUGAGACCGGCGUUAUGAUGAUGAUGACAGAGACCGACGAUAUGAUGAUGACCGCUAUGAUGAGCCCUAUGAUGAUCGGAAACGUAAAAGACCGCCUGUGCCACCCACUAACAAACCAAGGAGAGACCUCAAUGACUAAAGUGAACCACCUGUACCACCACUUUCCUCCUUAUGAAAGACGUCUGAGAAAAAUGGCUGCUGUGUGAAUAUGCUCAAUUGACUAUGGUCCAAUUACAGCCAAUUACAGCCAAUUACAGCAACCAAAAGGUGGCAAAGGUGAUAUAAUUGACCUGAAUGCCACAAUACUGCUUUUACAUUUUUAGCUGUCAUUCUAAGUUUUAGGGUGGAAUAAUUUUGAAAGUCAAGGUUUUUGGUAGAUUAGUCGAGGAAGUGCAGGGAACCUGGAAAGUCUGUCUGAUCCUUUUUUAACAGGGAUUGGGUGAGUGGGUGGGAUCAACUGUUACAAACAAACUGGUUCAUGCAAACACUGUCUAAAUAUAAAGUACCGGAAAAACAUUUCAAAAACACCCAAGAUAAAAAAAAAACGAUCAAGAAAAGGUUUUUAAAGAUCUGUGUUAUUCAAAACUUUAUGUUUUCAGCUUGAAAAUGACUAUGCUGGCCUUGUUACAUAAAAUGCAAUGCCUUAUGUCUGUGUGUGUCUGGAUAUGAGGCGACUUCUGCUGUUGGGUUUCAAUGGUGGCCAUUUGUUAGUUUGAUGCUUUUGAAAAGGGCUUCAUUUGUGUGUCACAGUUAGACUAUAUUGAAUUAUUUUUGUUUAUGUGACUAUCUUUUACAGUAUAUCCUUCUUUAGAAAUAUACACAAUUCACUGUUUUGGGUGCUUUAUGUUUGAUUCACAUCAAUAACACCUAGAACUACAACUUCCCAUGAUUGUUGGGAUUGAUUGUGUCACCAGUCACCACAGAUCUCUCAGGGUUUGUUUUUAUUGCAAAUGAAAAUUAUUUUAUUAUGUCUUAAUGUUGAUGAGUCAUAGUAUAGCCUGUUGCCAUGAUAGCUUAAUAUGUUUUUUUUAAGUAUUUUAAAGAGAGAAUUAUGUUAAAUUCUGACAUGAAAAUAUACAGUGAUAUUAUCUCAGCAGUUUCACCCCUUUUUACAUUUGGGUUUGUAAAUCUCCUGUUGUGGAGAAACUUUUUAAGAUGUAGUCCUUAGACUACAUGACAUUUGCUGUUAAA